AUGACGAGCAUUCAAUUCGAGAAGUUCCAUGACAUGGUCAACAGCAUGGUCGACAGACUGAUCGCGCAGUCCUACUACGACGAGCUCCCAGGCGACCCCGACAAGGCACGGCGGAACCUCAACAGCUUAGACUCUGCUUGGACUGCGAUCCGCAUGCUCCGCUCAGAAGGCUACCCAAGAUACAAUCAUCCGAGUGUCGACCCGGCUGGAAGUAAGCAAUCGCGAGACCAGCUGGGCGAUAUGAUCCGGAACCUCUUCGCCACGUGGGACGAAGGGAAGGCGGCAAAACCCAAGUUCCAGGUCGCUAAGAUCUGCUACAACCUGCUUGUCUGCCCCCACCCGCCGAGCAUCCACCAUUAUAAUCUCUUGCUGGCGGGCUUCAUGAGAAAGAAGAUGCACAACCUCGCGGACAUUGUGACUGAGUCGCUUCUGGAACACAGCCGUCUUCGGCCCACGACACAGACGAUUGUCUGCCUCCUGAUCCAUUACCGGCAAAAAAAAGAUAUACAUGGGUUCUACAACAUCAUCCGCCGCAUGACGGCCAUCGACAAUCGAGGCUUGCUUAUAAGGCGCAGGUGGUAUGCGGAUGUGGUCAAGAUACCAGCCUUGCAUCAGUGGGCAAACAAACCUGAAGUGACCACGUCUCUGAAGGCGAACUGGGUUAUUGAACGGCCGGGUCGGAGUCAGGACAUAUACGAGGCACUGGUCUCGGGGCUGCUGAGUUUUGGUCGCGUCAAGGACGCCGUCAAGGUCUUUAUCGGCUCCCUUCAGGAGGGUGUAGGGACGAGCGUGGAGUUGUUUACGUACCUGCUGAAGCAAUGUCUGUACACGAUUGAUGUCUCUGCAGCGGACAUAUUAGUCCGAGGGCUCAUUGAUAAUACUUCGCUCGUGGUGUCGUUGAUUCUCAGGAGCAACUGUCCAAGGAGGCUGGCUGAGCAGCUCUACCCAAUCCUCAACAUGGGCAAGCCACCUAGCUGGCCCUUUUCCAAAGAACGGGCACAGAUGGCUUGGUCCUCGGCGGUGACGGCGGUAUCUCCCCAGGACAAGGGCAGAAUCCGGCUCCUCACCACCGCCCUCUUUAUACGGCAGGCCGAAACCCAGCUGAGUCGGCUGCACAAGGCUAUCUAUCGCGCCAGUUACAUGUUGGGCGUUGAACAUGCCGUACAGAGGACGACGAUUGCUCUCUGCGGGAUCACCGAACUCAACGAGCUUCAGCGACACCACCAGAGAGUGGCGGCGCGUCUAUUAAAACACCAGUCGCUGCUUAAGAUGACUAGACUC
Cryphonectria parasitica EP155 is the source of this 1281-nucleotide messenger RNA. RefSeq lists its product as uncharacterized. The annotation marks the transcript as partial. NCBI's taxonomy places the organism in Eukaryota, Fungi, Ascomycota, Sordariomycetes, Diaporthales, Cryphonectriaceae. The transcript has a single exon. Gene Ontology annotation, molecular function: protein binding. The record is from RefSeq and is a predicted model, not a curated record.